This is a messenger RNA of Doryrhamphus excisus (bluestripe pipefish), 2623 nucleotides long. It is a transcript of the gene rasgef1ba, whose product is annotated as RasGEF domain family, member 1Ba. Gene Ontology annotation, biological process: Ras protein signal transduction. Gene Ontology annotation, molecular function: guanyl-nucleotide exchange factor activity. The record is from RefSeq and is a predicted model, not a curated record. NCBI's taxonomy places the organism in Eukaryota, Metazoa, Chordata, Actinopteri, Syngnathiformes, Syngnathidae. Gene Ontology annotation, cellular component: plasma membrane.
CGGUGAUAUUUUGGACCACACAGAACCGAAUCAGAGUUCUAACAACAUUUUCGGUGGAUAUUAAAUUUAAUUUUAGAAGAGGGACAUAAAAUAUGAAGUAAAAACAACGUGACUUUUGAGUGGGUGGAAAGAGAAACAAAAGAAGAAAUGAAUUGGGAGUGCAGAGGGGCGGGGUGAAAGAGCGAGUAGGGGGGCGGGCCUAAGGCCCUCCUCUGUGCUCUGAUUGGCCGCCUCUUUCCCCAGCACUUAAAGGCGUUCAAGCCGCCUCUGAGUCGAAGUCAGACCGGGAGCGGAAGUCUUCCAGUGGACGUGUCGGUGUCAUUCAUGCCGUAGUAUCGGCUCACACGGAGAAAGAUUUCCACGCUUUGUUUUGUUGUUGUCGUGGGACAGGCCGUACACCCGUGGAAAAGUGAGGACAAGAUGCCUCAGACGCCACCAUUCACGGGGCAGCACAGCACCUCAGGCUACAACAAGAACCUGUACCAGACCAAGGAGGAGGUCUACUCUGGACUCUACUACCAUGACAGCAACCUGGCCUCCGGGUCCUUGGAGGCCCUCAUUCACCACCUCGUUCCCACGGUGGACUACUACCCUGACAGGACGUACAUCUUCACCUUCCUGCUCAGCUCCCGCCUCUUCAUCCGCCCGUACGAGCUCAUGUCCAGAGUGGGCCACUUGUGCGUGGAGCAGCAGCGACUCGGCGACGCCCAAGCGGACAAGAUUCGACUCCGGAAGAUGGCUCCAAAGAUCCUCCAGCUGUUGACGGAGUGGACGGAAACCUUCCCCUACGACUUCAGGGACGACCGGAUGAUGCGCAGCUUGAAGGAGCUCACCCACCGCCUCUCCAGCGGGGACGAGACUUACAGGAAGGCGGUGAGCCAGCUGAGUCAGGGUCUGAUCCGGAGGCUGACGGUGCUCAGCCAGUACGAGGAGGCCCUGGUCAAGAUCAACGCCACGGCGGCCGAGCGUCUCACCGUCCUCAAGGCCAAACCCCAAGCCACCAUCCAGAGGGACAUGCUGUCCAUCUGCAACGACCCCUUCACCGUCGCCCAGCAGCUGACACACAUAGAACUGGAGCGACUAAGCUACAUUGGCCCUGAAGAAUUUGUCCAGGCGUUCGUGCAGAAAGAUCGGGUGGACAACGACAAGGGUCGCUUCAGUGAUCACAAGAAGGCCACCAACCUGGAGGCGUACGUGGAUUGGUUCAACAGGCUCAGCUACCUGGUCGCCACGGAGAUCUGCAUGCCCGGGAAGAAGAAGCACAGGGCGAAGGUCAUGGAGUUCUUCAUCGACGUGGCGCGGGAAUGUUUCAACAUCGGCAACUUCAACUCCCUCAUGGCCAUCAUUUCCGGGAUGAACAUGAGCCCCGUGUCCCGCCUCAAGAAGACGUGGAGCAAAGUCAAGACGGCCAAGUUUGACAUCCUGGAGCACCAGAUGGAUCCUUCAGGGAACUUCUACAACUACAGGACGGCGCUACGCGGCGCCACCCAGAGGUCCAGGACCGCCAACAGCACCCGGGAGAAGAUCGUCAUCCCGUUCUUCAGCCUGCUAAUCAAAGACAUCUACUUCCUUAACGAGGGGUGCGCCAACCGCCUGCAGAACGGACACGUCAACUUCCAGAAGUUCUGGGAGAUGGCCAAACAGGUGAGCGAGUUCAUGAGCUGGAAGAAAGUGGAGUGUCCCUUUGAGAAGGACCGCAAGAUUCUUCAGUACCUUCUCACCGCCCCCGUCUUCACGGAAGAUGCGUUGUAUCUGGCGUCGUACGAGAGCGAAGGUCCCGAGAACAACAUGGAGAAGGAUAGGUGGAAGUCCCUGAGAUCCACUCUGCUAAAUCGUGUUUGAAGACCAAAAGACGAGCUGUCAUCUUCUUAAAAGUAUCCUCCAUGUUGCCGAGGAAAGGACAAUCCAAUCUCGAGUUGGCUGACUUUGUGUUGUUGUUUCCAUGACAACGUGUGUUUUUGACCACACCCAUCUUUGUAAGACUUUCUGGACUUUUCUACGCAAGGGAGCUGUCUCUUUAAGUGGGCGGGGCUUAUUUUUUCCCUCUUUUUCUCUCUCUCCGCCCACCAGGUUACGCGUUAGCUGCGGGUUAGCUAACACAAGCUAGUAGCUGCUCUUCGUUCUGUUUGUGUCAUUUCCUUUUCAUCAACGUUUUGUUGUUUUUUUGACGCACAAAAUGCGCUGGCUGCAUUUUGUAAAGACUCCAUGGCGUGUUAGUUUCCUCUGAGUCCGAGGAGAUGAUAAAAUAUGCUCUUUUUAGCAACUUUGUGCUAACUUUAAAGAGGAUUGUGCUCGUGCUUCCCCCUGCUGGGUAAGUGAGAACGGUGCGUGUUUGUUCACCCCUGUGAGUCCAUGUAAUUACAUCAAAAGUUUUAUUUAUGCAUUUGUGUCACGCCAGUAUUUGCGUUUGUUGUGUUAUUUAAUUUGAAGUAUUAUUUCACGUUCACAUUCGUUAGAUACUUUUAUUUGGAAAGCUCAAGAGUAUGACGUUUUUGACUGACUUUGACGCUAUUGUAAAUACAUGAUGGUCAUCGUACUUAUAUAAUUAUGUGUAUUUGUUCAUCCAUCACACGCUUAUACACGGAGUAGCUGUUAUGAAGUUAAUAAAGGUACUUUGACAUGA